UUCCUGUGCAGGAAGGCAAAAAUGCUCGGAGAUUUAAAAAGCUAUAUGCUGACAAGGCAGAUGUGUUAGUACCAGAUAUCUUUUGGGAUUACACAAGUACAAAGGUUCUGACAAUGGAAUGGGUAGAUGGCAUCAAACUUAACCAACAGGAAGCCAUUGAGAAACAGGGUUUGAAGCUAUUGGAGUUGGUGAAUACAGGUAUUCAAUGUAGCCUAAGACAACUGCUUGAAUAUGGCUACUUUCAUGCAGAUCCUCAUCCUGGUAAUCUUCUAGCAACUCCAGAGGGAAAACUCGCUUUCCUUGAUUUUGGGAUGAUGAGUGAGACGCCAGAACAAGCUAGAUAUGCUAUCAUUGGUCAUGUUGUUCACUUGGUUAAUCGAGACUACGAAGCCAUGGCUCGAGAUUACUAUGAAUUGGAUUUUCUAUCUCCUGAUGUCGAUGUUUCUCCCAUUGUGCCGGCUCUUAGAAACUUUUUUGAUGAUGUUCUUAAUGCUACUGUUAGCGAACUCAAUUUCAAAACCCUUGUUGACGGCUUGGGUGCUGUUUUAUAUGAUUAUCCAUUCAAUGUUCCAGCUUACUAUGCAUUAAUAUUGAGAUCACUUACAGUGCUUGAAGGUCUAGCUCUUUAUGCUGAUCCUAAUUUUAAGGUCAUUGCUGCUUCAUAUCCAUAUUUUGCUAAAAGGCUUCUUACUGAUCCAAAUCCUUACCUCAGAGACGCCCUAAUUGAGUUGCUAUUCAAAGAUAGAAGAUUCAGGUAA
Messenger RNA from Phalaenopsis equestris, 758 nucleotides. RefSeq lists its product as uncharacterized. The transcript has 2 exons. The annotation marks the transcript as partial. The record is from RefSeq and is a predicted model, not a curated record. Gene Ontology annotation, molecular function: protein kinase activity; ATP binding. Gene Ontology annotation, biological process: protein phosphorylation. Lineage: Eukaryota; Viridiplantae; Streptophyta; Magnoliopsida; Asparagales; Orchidaceae.